Magnolia sinica is the source of this 1258-nucleotide messenger RNA. RefSeq lists its product as uncharacterized. The transcript is spliced from 6 exons. Gene Ontology annotation, cellular component: cytoplasm; nucleus. Gene Ontology annotation, biological process: ribosomal subunit export from nucleus; protein import into nucleus. The record is from RefSeq and is a predicted model, not a curated record. Lineage: Eukaryota; Viridiplantae; Streptophyta; Magnoliopsida; Magnoliales; Magnoliaceae. Gene Ontology annotation, molecular function: GTPase activity; GTP binding. Bases 362 to 1258 code for a protein of 298 amino acids.
UCUUCCCUAAUCUAACUAGGAAGCUUGCAAGCUUUGUUGAUAAGUUACUUUUUUUUGGGUGUAUUCACUAUAUUUUUCACUAAGGUCAAUUCCUUUGUUAUGUAGUUCAUGCUUUUGGUACAUAAUGCCUUGUUCUCUUGCUUGCAUUUCUAGAAAUUUGAUGCAUUAGCAUGGUUAAAAAUCACCUUGCAUGAAUGAGCAUGGAGUCUCUCAAAUGUAUCAUGUGAAUUAAUUUUACUGCAGCAGGAAAAUUUAGUGGAUUCUUUUGUUUCUUCCAUUGAAACUGGACUUAUUUUGUGCAGUAACCAUGGCCAAUGUGCGAUCAUCAUGUUCGAUGUCACAGCCCGUUUAACAUACAAAAAUGUUCCUACGUGGCACCGUGAUUUCUGCUGGUGCAUUUUCUUUGAAGCCUCAACUAACUUUUUUAAAGCUUUUCCAGUUAUUAUCACCAACAUGCUUUGAUAGCACAUUUGACAUUGAUGCAGGGUUUGCAAUCAGGGUUUGUGAGAACCUCCCCAUUGUUCUAUGUGGCAACAAGGUUGACGUCAAGAACAGGCAGGUGAAAGGAAAGCAGGUUACUUUCCACCGAAAGAAGAAUCUCCAAUAUUAUGAGAUUUCUGCUAAGAGCAAUUACAAUUUCGAGAAGCCUUUCCUCUUAUCUUGCUGGGAAGCUUGCAGGGUAAUGAAGAAAAAUCUAUUCCUUCUUUUGAUUGAAGAUCAGAUAUUUACUUUUGAUUCUGUAGUUGAUUCAGAUUUUACCCAGGUUCGGAGCUCAGAUCAUACACAGUCAACUAAAGUUCUGCAUCUAGCUUUAUACAAAUUUAGACUAUAUUUAAAUUUGAAUUUGAAUUUGUUUAUGGAUUCUUUUCUGGCAGGAUAUAUGCAUUGCUUUGGAGCUUAUAUGUAUCUCAUGGAUGACAAGGACAAGGAAUUGUUGAAACUCUACAAUUUUGUCUGUGCCUCCGCCUGCAAUUUUUACAAGGCCAUUAUGUUGAUUGGGAAGGAGGGCAGUAAGGGCUAUUGGAAAGGCUAUCUAGCACAGGAGGUGGCAACUGGAGAAAAUGGGUCGGACUCGAGCCUGGAUUUUGGACUGGGAAAAGUUACUGAUCUAAGAAUCAAGCAGCUGCAUUCAGACAUUACAUAUCUUAUUGCAAAGCAAGAAUCAAAGUUAGCUUUGGGGAAUGGUUCUUUUGUAGAAGUUGUUUUACGUUUGGGAACAUAUGAUGGAAAAUCUCAACCUGAGGUUGGAGAUAGCUAG